Messenger RNA from Fraxinus pennsylvanica, 1314 nucleotides. The record is from the annotation of a GenBank genome assembly. NCBI's taxonomy places the organism in Eukaryota, Viridiplantae, Streptophyta, Magnoliopsida, Lamiales, Oleaceae.
AUGCUUUCAUCGUGGAGAAGGAAAAAAGCUGCACGUCGUGCUGCGAAAAAUCACGAUUUGGAGAAGAAUGGGAGCAUGGAGUUGAAAAUCCCUGACCAUUUUCGCUGUCCGAUAUCAUUGGACUUGAUGAAGGAUCCGGUGACGCUGUCUAGUGGGAUGACAUACGAUCGAGAAAGCAUCGAGGCGUGGUUUGAAGCCGGUAACUCUACUUGUCCCGUAACUAACCGUGUCUUGAGAAAUCUUGAGCCUAUACCAAAUCAUGCCAUUAGGAUAAUGAUUCAAGAUUGGUGUGUGGAGAAAAGGUCUUAUGGUGUGGAGAGAAUUCCGACUCCUAGAAUCCCAAUAACAUCGGUCGAGGUUUCGGAGAUUCUUUCAAAAGUUGAGGCCGGUGAUGAACAAGAACGCCUAGAAUUCGUCGUGAAGUUAAGGUCAUUAGCUAAAGAAAGCGAGCGAAACAAGCGAUGCAUUAUGGCGAAUGGCACCGGGAGGGUCUUAUCGUCCAAGUUUGAGGCCUUCUCGAGAGAUUCUAUCGAUAAAAACGUCACGAUCUUGGAGGAAAUCAUGUCUACUUUGACAGUAAUAUCACCCCUUGAUGAUGAGACCAAGCUUAUUCUUGGAUCAAAAUCAUCCUUACGUUGCAUUGUCUGGUGUUUGAGGUGUGGAAGUUUGUCGGCACGAAGAAAUGCAGCAUUAACACUAAGAUCAAUUCUUUCAUCGGAUCAACCAAAAUUUGGAGAAUUAAUCGAGAUCGAAGGGGCUCUAGAAGCCUUGGUGAAGCUUGUGAAAGAGCCCAUUUGCCCUACUACUACAAAAGCUUCAUUAUUAGCCAUAUACUAUAUGGUUUCGUCGUCGACGCCAAAUUAUCAAGACGAUGUCAUUAAAAGAUUCGUAGAUACAGGGUUAGUCGAAGUUCUGAUAGAUACGCUCGUUGGAUGCGAAAAAAGCUUAUGUGAGAAGGCAUUAGGUGUCUUGGAUGGAAUUUGCAAUUCUAGUGAAGGGAGGGAAAAGGCCUAUGAUAAUGCUCUAACCAUGCCUGUUCUAGUGAAGAAAUUGUUACGCGUAUCGGAUUUAUCGACCGAGUUUUCAGUUUCGAUUAUGUGUAAGCUUGGGAAGAAUGAGAAGAGAGAAGAGAGGGGAGUGAUUUUUGAAGCUGUGGAGUUAGGAGCUUUUCAGAAGCUGUUACUUCUCUUACAAGUUGGUACAAAUGAGAAAACAAAGGAGAAUGCAACACAGUUGUUGAAGUUAAUGAAUUUGUAUAGGAAUAGGGAGGAGUGCAUUGAUUCCUUGGACUUCAAGAAUCUCAAAAGGCCAUGA